GCACACAUUCAGAAGCAGUUUAACACACAACACCCUUUGGAACAAAAGGGAAUCGUAGUGAACAUAUUUUUGUCGAAAAUCGUAAAGAUGAAGUUCAUAAUUUCUCUGGUGGUUUUAAGUUGCGCGGUUUUCGAAGCUCGAGGAUAUCCGUACGCGUAUUAUCCGUCUUAUGGAAAUGUUGAUACCUUCUCAUACGGCGAUGGCAGCCGCGGCGGCAUGGCGAUGAGUCGCUACUACAACCCUUACUACAACCCCAGUGCUGUCGGUGGCGGCAUGGCUGCCUUCAUGGUCCGCCAGCCUGAGGCCCAGGCCACGCCCUCCCAGUCCAGCCAGUACUACGUCCCCGACAGACGUCGCCAAACACAGCAAGAGGUCAACUACGCCCCUCCCCAGCAGAACGAAGUCUACUACCCUCAACAACCUGACAACCAAGCCUUCGUCCCCACUGAGGCCACCGAACUUGCCGACCCAACUGACAAGGCUGAAGCAGCUCCAACCACAAUCAAAUCUGUGGCUGUACCUGAACUGGUUGAGCCUGAAAUCGAACAAGUUCCAGAGGAAGAACCCGUCCAAAAGCCAAAGAAGGUGAACAAGAAGAAGCAAGUCAAGAGGCCGAUUGAUGACGAAGAUGAAGAGGAAUAUGCGCCAAGGAUGCCUGCUGCUGCCUUCUUCCCCAUGUUCUUCGGCUACGGUGGUCGCGGAGGUGGCCCCGGAGGUCCCACAGCCGUGGCUAACGCCUACAGCACCGGCAGAGGAGGAGUAGCCACGAGCCACGCCACCGCAUACGGAACCCCCCGACAAGAUGAGCGAUCAUAAAUGUAUCACAAGUUGUUAGAGAUAAGUGUAAAGUUUAUAUCUUCAUGUUGUUAUAUAUUUUUAUAUGUAUAGAUUUAAUGCGCAUUUCAUGAUUCAUUAAAAUAUUUUUUGCCAUUAA
Helicoverpa armigera (cotton bollworm) is the source of this 934-nucleotide messenger RNA. RefSeq lists its product as uncharacterized. The coding region runs from base 88 to 816 and encodes 242 amino acids. The record is from RefSeq and is a predicted model, not a curated record. Lineage: Eukaryota; Metazoa; Arthropoda; Insecta; Lepidoptera; Noctuidae. The transcript is spliced from 2 exons.